This is a messenger RNA of Penicillium manginii, 1014 nucleotides long. RefSeq lists its product as uncharacterized. Gene Ontology annotation, molecular function: catalytic activity. The record is from RefSeq and is a predicted model, not a curated record. Lineage: Eukaryota; Fungi; Ascomycota; Eurotiomycetes; Eurotiales; Aspergillaceae. Gene Ontology annotation, biological process: nucleoside metabolic process. Bases 1 to 1014 code for a protein of 337 amino acids. The transcript has a single exon.
AUGGCUGGGGCACGGGCCGGGCCGUCCACUGGAUACGCUGUGGAGUUAGAUCACUUCGAGUUCGCCAUCAUUUGCGCCUUACCCCGAGAGUUCGAUGCGGUCGAAGCCUCCCUUGACGAAAUAUACGACGAUCAAACGCCAGUUAAGAAUGAAAACGAUUUGAAUUUUUAUAAAACAGGCCGUAUCGGCCCCUUCAAUAUUGUGCUGGCUUGCCUACCGGAAAUGGGGAAAGAGAGUGCCGCCAGCGCGGCAGCUAGUCUCCAAAUUAGUUUCCCCGGUAUCAGUUUGACACUGGUCGUCGGGAUAUGUGGGGGUGUUCCUUUUCCAGUGCCUGGUGCAGAGUCGAUCUUGGGGGAUGUGGUCAUCAGUCAUCAGGUUGUGAAGUUCGACUUUGGAAGGCAAUAUCCGGAUCGGUUUGAGCAGAGGGACGGCGUGCAGGAUACUCUUGAUCGAUCUAAUCGCUCAAUUCGAUCACUCAUAUCCGGUCUUCAGAUUAACUCAUCGCGAGCCGAAUUUCAGGAGAUGCAUGCUCGGUAUCUGCAGGGCAUGGGAGAAGAGGAUUCUAUUUGGCAAUACCCGGGUGUAGCCAAGGAUCGAUUAUUUCCAUCCUCAUUUGAUCUCAAAGAUGCUUCUGAGGCUACCGACUCGAUAGAAGACUUCGUUCAGCGUGAUCGCUUAACAGGUGGUGAUGAUCCCAUGUCUCGCUUGCAUUUUGGUCCAAUCGGCUCCACGGAUACAGUCAUGAAGUCUGCAAAGCAUCGCGAUGAUCUGGCUCAAGGCUCACGACUUGUUGGCUUUGAGAUGGAGGGAUCGGGUGUUUGCAAUAAUCUUUCAUGUGUCAUUAUCAAGGGAGUCUGUGACUACGCGGAUAGUCACAAGACUAAAGUCUGGCAGGAUUAUGCUGCUGCAUCAGCUGCAUGUGCGACCAAGUCUUUUCUGGAGAUUCUGGCGACAAAGAAAUGUGAGAAUCAGUGGAUAUUAUAUUACUGUCUAUGGUUUUUUAUUGCUGACUGA